This is a messenger RNA of Arthroderma uncinatum, 1533 nucleotides long. RefSeq lists its product as uncharacterized. Gene Ontology annotation, molecular function: catalytic activity. The record is from RefSeq and is a predicted model, not a curated record. The transcript has a single exon. The coding region runs from base 1 to 1533 and encodes 510 amino acids. Lineage: Eukaryota; Fungi; Ascomycota; Eurotiomycetes; Onygenales; Arthrodermataceae.
AUGUGUACGUCCACCUAUAAAACUGCAAAACAGCCCUCUUCGGGGAACACCACGGGCGACUAUCUUCCUCCUUUUAUCACGGAUCGAAGACAUCUUUCUGCUCGCGAGAUUGUGCAAGAUAUAUGGGUCAACAGCCUAAAGCUACCAUCAGAAUCCCUAGUAGCGUUGGAUAUUUUGGACCAUGAUGGGCCUGUUCUCCCUUCGUCUUACAGGAUCGGUAUCUUUGCCCAGAGCACCAUUGCAACGUCAGCUCUCGCUGCGUCACUUCUCUACUGUCGUCGCAAUCAACUAUCUUCUCUAGCCCGUGUUAGUGUGCCGAUAAAGCAUGCAGCCAUCGAAUUUAAGUCUGAGCGUCUAUACACUUUGAACAACCAGCCACCUUUAUCGUCGUGGGGAGCUAUCGGAGGACUGCACAAGACUGCUGACGGCUUCAUCCGGGUCCACGACGUCUUCCCUAAUCAUGUAUCUAGUAUGCUCAACAUUCUUCGGCUGCCCAGCGAUACUACCCGUGAGCAGGUCGCCACCAAAAUCGCCAACUGGGCAAGCGUCGACUUAGAGGAUAAAGCAACAGCGCAUGACAGAGCUGCAGCCUACGCCCUCCGGUCAUAUGCACAAUGGGACGAGCUUCCCCAAUCCAAGGAAAUAGGAAAUAAACCAGUUCUGUUAGAACGACUCCAGGAACUUCCCAUAUCAAAAACUACCCCCCGUAGGCAGAUUUCCGGUACAAGCAGUAAAACAUGUCUGGAAGGCGUUCGGGUUUUGGAAAUGAGUCGAGUCAUUGCAGCACCAGUCGCUGGGAAGGCCCUUGCUGCUCACAAUGCCGAUGUCUUAUGGGUGACCUCUCCCAACCUACCCGACCUACCUGACCUUGAUCGAGACUUGGCUCGCGGCAAGCGAACCAUACAGCUAGAUAUUCACAACGAAGUAGACAAGCAGCGUCUGAUGGACCUUUUGCGCACCUGCGAUGUUUUUAUACAGAGCUUUCGUCCAGGAAGCCUGGCAGCUUAUGGACUUGGUCCAGAAGAACUCGUUCGGCUGAAUCCCAACAUCAUCUGCGCCAACCUGUCAGCUUUCGGCCCCAAAGGUCCUUGGUCAGGCCGUCGAGGUUUUGAUUCACUGGUACAAACUUGCUCCGGUAUGAAUUUGUCUGAAGCUGAACACGCAAACACAGGUGAAUUCACCCGAGCGACGCCCUGUCAAGCGCUUGAUCAUGCAAGCGGAUAUCUACUCGCUAGCGGCAUCAUGGCCGCUUUGUAUCAUCGUGAUAUGGAAGGCGGUGCUUGGAAGGUUGACGUCUCUUUAGCCAGAGCGAUGCAGUAUUUGAGGAGCCUAGGCCAAUAUCCAGGCACAACCGGGUUUGACUGUCGAGAUUAUAAGUCCCAGGAUGAUUUGCCUGGAGAGUAUCUUGAAACUCGAGAAACAGGAUUUGGUCUUAUGACCGCCGUCAAACACAGUGCAACCAUCCAAGGCUGUGACGUUGGUUGGCGAGAAAUGCCUAAGCCGUUGGGGUCAGAUAUGACGGAGUGGAAGUAG